Messenger RNA from Magallana angulata, 2547 nucleotides. RefSeq lists its product as uncharacterized. The record is from RefSeq and is a predicted model, not a curated record. The transcript is spliced from 21 exons. Gene Ontology annotation, molecular function: protein binding. Bases 76 to 2031 code for a protein of 651 amino acids. NCBI's taxonomy places the organism in Eukaryota, Metazoa, Mollusca, Bivalvia, Ostreida, Ostreidae.
UUAACUAAAUCCGGAGUUAAGUUUUUUCAUUUGUCAUUGAAUCCACGCCGUGUUUUACGGAUUCUUAACAGGAACAUGGGAAAGGAAGAGGAACUGUUAAAAAUAGUUCACAACAACGAUGAGAAAAAACUACAGAAACUACUACUUCCCGAAAAAGAAUUCCAGAUCCGGAAGGUGGAUGUACCUACUUCCGGUACCUUGGGAGGUCGGAUUCGGAUGCAGGUUGUCCACGUGGACAUAAACUGCCGGGAAAACGACACCGGAUAUACGCCACUUAUAAUCUCCGUCCUAAAUGGCAAUAAAGAAAUCAUGGAAACCUUGCUUUUCUACUCUGCCAAUGUCAAUCUUGCCGACAGUAAAGGAAAUAGCCCUCUGCACUUAGCUGCAUUUAUGGGAAGACUAGAUAUUGUUUACUUACUCUUGCGUCACGGUGCUAAGGUGAACACUCAAAACAGUGACGGCAAUACGCCAAUGCAUGUGAUUUGUCAAAGUCGAGCAGACGACAGUGUUCAACUCAUGUCAACCUUAUCAAAAGCAGGUGCUGAUUCUACCCUGCAGAACAAAAAAGGGGAACUACCGCUAGACGUAGCAGCCAUGUACAACAGGAAAGAGCUUGUGUCCUGUCUGAUGGAUGGUGAAACAAGAAUGGCCGGAAAUACGUCGGCCAUUAUUGAGGCCGCCAUUAGAGGCCAUUCCGAGAUAGUGCGCCUGCUGCUGGAUUUUGGAGUCAAUCCGAAUUGCCUCAACAGGGAACGUAAUACAUGCGCCCUACACGAGGCAACUCGUUUUCUAAGAAUAAAAGCAGCCGAAGAACUAUUAAAGUACGGAGCCGACCCAGACAAGGAAACCUCCAACCACGAGACUCCUUACAACAUAGCAUCACAACUUCCCCCAGUGAAAUCCAAAGAAUUCCUCCAACUGUUUGAUGAAUACAAGACCAAAGGACAAACAGAAAUGCCAAAAUUUGUGAUGGUGUCCUCCAGAAAACCUAGUGUAGAUGUUAAAGACUACCCCCUCAUUGAUACCGACCCGUCCUGGACGAAGAAUAGUCCCGACUACUGCAACGCCUGCACGGCAAACAAUCCCAACACCAACUUACUGGACGGAAACCUCCGUACGUUCUGGGUCAUACCGGCCAUCACAGAAGCUUGGACCGUCUUUGAUCUUCACAGUAUUCACACCUUGACCGGUGUAUUUAUUUACGGAUGGUCAAAUCCCCAGAUGGUGAAAACAUUUGAGUUACAAACAGCAGGUGAUAUCAGGGGACCUUGGACAACUGUUGGUGUUUUCACGUGUUCUCUAAAAGGAAGUCAAAAUGCUAAAGAUCCAGGAGUUCCUCAGAAGUUUACUGGCUUUACAUCAAAAUCUCAAUUUUGGAGAAUGAACAUUAAAUCGAACCAUGGCGGCCAAUGCACGUGUUUUCAGGCCGUGGAGUUCAAUGGCACCGACCACCGCAUUAUAGAGUUAUUCGAACAACUAAACCUACAGAAAUACUCAGAUUCUGUGAUAAAGUCUGGAUAUAACAAUUAUCGAAAAUUUCUUCUAAUAGAGGAAGCAAUUCUACGUAAUCUGAUAACAGAUGAAAAUGAUUUCGAUAAAAUAUUCCAAGAAAUGAAAAAGUCAAGGAAGAAAGAAUUUUCAUUGACAACAUUGAAAUGGGAAAAACUACCGGUCAGAUGUCUGGACGUUGGAGAGACGCUACCAAGUAUUGUUGUCAAGGCUGACACUGGUUGUACUGAACUCGUAGAAGUCUUCGUCAAAGAUAGUAAGGCUGAACUAAAUGGAGAGGCACGGGUUCGGCUGUGUUCGAAUGGAAACUCUUCUCCCCAGUAUUCCACGGCUGUAUUCAAAGACAUGUCAUUUAAUUCCGUUGGAACAUACACGGUUUGUGUGAAGGGAGUAGAACACCCGGAUGUUAGUAUCUCCUGUCCUCACACAUUAGAAAUUAAGCCAAAAAAUAAAUUAACAAAAGAAGUGGAGAAAUCUUUUCAGGAUAUUGAAAGCAUGUUGGAGGGUCUACAGGAUUUAUGACCCACCAGACAAUACGACAAACGAGUUCUGCCUAAUUAACUACCUACUAGCAUAUAACUGAUAAAGUAUUUAAAUUACUUUUGUCAUAUCAUGAAUAUUCAUACAUGAUAUCUAAGGUAAACGUUAACUUUGAUUUCAGUUGCCAAGUCAUGAACUCAAGAAAUAUAAUUAUAACAAAACGACAUUAGGCCUACAGCUGUUUUGAGUGUUUCACCUUUAUCGAUAGCGUUACCUCGGUAUGAAAGCAUGUGAACUUGUCCGAAAAUCGGAUACAAUUUUCUUUAAACUGUGAGACAUAUGUUCUAAACAGGUUGUGCAAUGAAUUAUUCAUCAUUUUUGUCAACAUAUUUCAUUCAUGAAUUGUUUCUUUAUGAGUUCAUUUGCGAAUAUACAUAAUUGAAUUCAUAUGAUACCAAAUUGGAAAUUAACAUUUUAUUAAUGGUAUAAAUCACAUACUGUUGUGAUCCAAUGUGUGCGUAUUCGUUGAUUGACAUACAAUAAAAGAUAAUAAUGGCU